UAAGAUAUUAAUACUUUAUUUUUAUUUGUUUACUUUCAACCAUGUCAUAAGCGACAUAAAAUGGCAGCAGUGACUGCAUGCCAACUUGCUACAAAGCUUAUUGUUCGACGUUGUACGCCUUUGUACGUUACAGCUAAACGAUGCAUCAAGGUUGGUGACCCAUUACCUGAUAUUGUUCUCUAUGAGGGGUCACCAAAUAAUGCUGUGAAAGCCAGUGAACUCUACAAAGGAAAGAGAGGAAUCAUUUUUGCUGUUCUUGGAGCAUUCAAUCCAGGAUGUACUAAUGCUCAUAUUCCUGAUUAUCUGGAGCUUUACCACAAGUUUAAGGAAGAAGGCUACUUGAUAAGUUGUGUGUCAGUGAAUGAUCCCUUUGUCAUGGCAGCAUGGGGGAAGGCAACAGGAGCUGAAGGAAAGAUUAGAAUGUUAGCAGACCCACAAGCCAAGUUCACUAAAGCCAUGGGUAUGGAGCUAGACUGUACCAAAUUGCUGGGAAACUUUCGAUCUCAAAAAUAUUCAUUGGUGAUAGACGACAGCAUUAUCCAGAGCAUUAAUGUGGAUCCAGACCACACAGGCUUGGCUUGUCUCUUGUGCAUUACAACCAUGAAGAAUGUAAACAGCAUAGGUGGCAAAACCUAGUCUUCAUUUAAAACUUAGGUAUCUCCCAGAUAUUUGUUUGUUAUUUAGCUAUCUGAUUUCCCAGAGUUUUUGCCGAGACAUUUCCACAGCAUGUCUUACCUGGCGCAUGCAUGCUUUAUUUUAUUUGCAUCAUCUUUUUCUGUUGGUUGGUGCCAUAGUCUUGUCUGACUUGAUUUUUUUUUUCUGGAUUGUUUCCAUUUUGUUGAAUUUCUUAGUUAAUUUUUCGCCCUUGAUUACAAAAUUGUUGAGAUACUGACCAUGAACAAAGGGACAUUAGCAGCAAAAGAGUACAAUACAGUAACAAUACUAGUAAAUUGUAUAUGUUUGUGUUAUUUUGUUGAAAAUGCAGAGAAAAUAUACCCGACAUGUAUCUUUGUGUACUUGGAAAGAAAUAAUUCUGAUUGCGGUUGUUAAUGUCUUUGCUUUUUGGUUUUUUUGUACUGUUCUUACUAUCUAUUGUCUCUCUGAAUCAGCAAUGUUUUGUACUCAAAGAGAUCUGAGUACACUUAAGUGCAAACUAUAAGAUAUCAAAAUAUUUAGGUAGCCAUUAUGUCAAUCCAGAUGUAAGCAUUUUGAGAUUAUCAGCAUUUAUGUAAAUGUUAUUUUUUACCAUAUGUAAAACUAGUUCUUGGCACCACAGUUUCUGUCCACUUACUUUGUAGAUGACUGUGGAUGAAGUUUUAAGUUGUACCUUUUUUCUUCCAAAAUUUUUGUUUUUUAAGACAGGAAAAAGUCCUAUAAUCUUCAAGUCUUAAAAAUGAAAAAUAUAUAUCAUGGUGGUGGUGGUGGUGAUGAUCAUCAUAAAAUCAUAGUCCUUACUGGUUAAUUUGAUAGUCUGAUCACAGAGAGUGGUGUUGUUUAUGUUGAUAGACAACUUAGGUGGUGUCUGCCUAAUAUCUCUCAUAUAGUUCUAAAACAGACUUUUGUUGACAUGAAUGAACUUGUUAUCCUUUAUACAACCUGUUGUAUGAUCAUAAAUAGUGACUUGAAAAGUUUUGGCCAUUACAAACACUCUUACCUUAGUAUCUUAUCUAUCUGUCAUGUGAUGUAUCCAGAGUUUAAGCCUGCAUUGCAUGUUUUGACUGUCUGCAGUGAUAAGUUUACUUUUUUUCUGGUUGAGAAGGGUAAUGAAAAUGAAGUUCGUGUAGAUAACUGACUGCAGUGGUAUUAUGUUUUGAUUAAUGUGUUUCACUUUUUUUUCUAAAUGACAGGUUUCAUUAUGCUUCAAAAGCGAGAUAGAAAAGUGCUUAAGAAGCACAGUAUUUGUUUAAUAUAAGCAUUUUUUAAAUUCUGUGUGUAAUGCAUCAAAAUAAGAAAAAAGAACUUUGUAAGAUGAUGAUGCUAAAAAUAUUUAAAUACUUUAAAAUAGAGCUACCAAUAUUAAUGAAUGUAUUUUAUAAGAAUUAUAUGGAGUAGUGCAUAAUGAACAUGAGAGUUUUGUGUUCAUUUUGCUCUUUUCUGCAAGGGUUUUCUUGAUAAUAUUUUUGGAAAUUUUUGCUAUAAGAUUCCUAUACGAAAUCAUAGCAUUAAACUUUUCUUCUUAUCUCUUUAAGUAUAGCUUCUCAGAUUUAUUUUACAUUAUCUCAUCCAUCAUGUUUUAAUUCACUUACAUUUCAUAAUUUCUCUAGUGAGUCAGAAGGCAAAGAUGAUUUGGUGCAAUUUCAGUCUGUUUAUCAGCUGGUUCUGUGCUUUCUGUAAAAACAAAAUAUAUUUGGGUUGAAUGCAUAUGAGCGAGUGCAAGGUGCUUGUUUAUCUUGGUAGAAUAACUCUGUUAACCAGAAGUUGCAUUUAUAUUUUGCUUUUAUUUCAAAUCUUUUAUGAGCAAAGCACAAUAGACAUAUUGGGCUGAGCACUUGAGAGACUAGUGUGUAUAUCUGCUCUAAAAAGACAAAAAAUGACAUUUUAAGCAGAAAAAACUAUGGACUCGGGUGUGAGCUGGAAGAGAUAAAUAGUACAUUACUGAUCUGAUGGCCUUCCCACCAAGAUCACUGACAUUCAUAAUGUUUCUUUUUGCUGUAUUUUUUUUAUAAUUAGAUGGAGCAUUAAAGUGCACUUCUCAGUUUAAAAAGAAGUCUUAAUGUUUCAUGGUAGAAUGUGACAGGCACACAGUCUUAAUAUUCUUGUUGGUAUCCGCACUCAAACAAAUGUAAAACAUCUUUUAUAGCUUCUGUAUGAUUACAUUAACAUGUCUCAAUAAGGUCCCAUUCCAACAUCACUAAUUGUGAAAUGUAAAAUAAUUAUUUGUGGCAUCUUUCAGCUUUUUGCAAAGGUAUUAUACACGAAGAUGCUGUUGGCUAAACACAUCUCAUAUCUUCAUAAUGUUACAAUUAUUGUAUGUUAGUAAUGCGAAUAUGGAUUACUUUUUUUUAGUGAGUCACCCUUUGAUAGUAAUAAAUUGGAAUUAUAAAAAAAAAAGUAGUGAAACAUUUUUAGAGGCCUUUGUACACCACAAAAAUCAAAUCUUAAAUUUCAUCAAGAGACUAGAUGUUUAUGUUUGCUACUUUUGGGGGGGAAAUCAGAUACCAGAACACUAUCUUUGAUGACGCAUACAAAUGAAAUCUAUACAUUUUGGAAAUACACAUCUUUCAACUUUUGUUGAAAAUGUCCCUUAAACUGUAUUCCUUUUAUUUCAUUGUUCAUAAAUCUGACUUACCUGAUGACA
Molecule: messenger RNA, 3298 nt
Organism: Pomacea canaliculata
Lineage: Eukaryota; Metazoa; Mollusca; Gastropoda; Architaenioglossa; Ampullariidae
Product: peroxiredoxin-5, mitochondrial-like
Exons: 6
Coding region: 61-636 (191 amino acids)
Biological process (GO): hydrogen peroxide catabolic process; cell redox homeostasis; cellular response to oxidative stress
Cellular component (GO): peroxisome; cytoplasm; mitochondrion
Molecular function (GO): thioredoxin peroxidase activity
Source: RefSeq, a predicted model, not a curated record